Molecule: messenger RNA, 771 nt
Organism: Suillus subaureus
Lineage: Eukaryota; Fungi; Basidiomycota; Agaricomycetes; Boletales; Suillaceae
Exons: 5
Coding region: 1-771 (256 amino acids)
Source: RefSeq, a predicted model, not a curated record
AUGGACAACUAUUCUCAAUGGUACAAUUACCACAUCAAGAAAAGGGCCAGCAAGCAUAUUAUCAAGGCCAAGUCUGAAGAUACUCCAAUAUCAACUACUAGAAAAAGGUCUUCAUCUGAAACUGAGGACUCAGAUGACAUCCAGCACACUACCACUCUGAAGCGCUCAUGUGUCGAUUCAAAUAUAGAUGAAUUAGAUGCAUCACCUCCUUCAUCAUCGGAACAAAUACUACUACUAGCAUCACCCACUUCACCAUCAUGCCAUGACACACCACUCAACUGUGAGCCAACUCCCCCACCACGAACCGACAAAGGAAAAGAGAAGGAGGUAAUCAUGGUGGAGGUCAUUGAUCCUCUUUCUAAUCUUGUAUUGAAGCCGAGACCCAAACCAAUUCAGAAAAAAAUCACUACUCCUCCUGUCGACACCUCUAUGUCUGAAAUCAAUUCCAACCCUGCUCCUCUCAUUGAUGCUCCUCUCGUCGACACCCCUCUCAUUGAUGCUCCUCUUGUCAUAUCCCGUAUGCCAGACAUAGAUCCCAUCAUAUUCCCACGCUUUCCGGACCCCAUAUCCAACUCAUUCCUGGAUCCCCUAUCCUGUCCACCCUAUGCACAUUCCGUCCAGCAAGACAUCUGGACUUUACCUCCUCUCGGAUUCCAGACUACAUCCACCACCUCACAUAUCUCAGUCCUGUUUCUGCCCUGCCUUCCGGAUCCCCAGAUCUCCGGACCAUUCCCACCCUCUGUCCAAGAUCCUGCACCUAUCCCCAUUUAG